CAGUGUUGUUCCAGACAGAGUGUGUGCCUGUGCCAGGCACUGAGUAAUGUGGGGACACAGAGGUGGCUGUGGCAGGCUGGGCAGGGCACUUCCAGCGCAGCCAGUUGAGCAGCUGUUCAGAGCUGCAGCCCAAGGAUGCCCAUUGCCUCCCUUACUUGUUUUCUUACAUUUGUCUCCAUUGGAAUCCUUGCUUCUGUGCCUUCUGGGUUUGACGUGUUUUUUGCCUGAAAUCUUUUCUCCUUUGUUGCUCUCCCUGCGGCCCACUCUGCUGCCUCAGGAGCAGCCCUGUCCCUGAGGCUGUGUGCAUCCAUCUUCCAGAUCAGGGCCCUGCAGGACGCAGUGCUGCAGAUGGAGGCUUCCCAGGCAACUCGACAGAAGAAGCUGCUGAAGGAGCUGGAGGAGGCUCGAGCACAAGAACGCUCUUUGAGGGACUCUGUGCAUGUCCUGGAGGCUGAGGUGUCUGAGCUGCAUGUGAAGCUUCAGAGCUCUGAGGACAAAGCUCUUGCCUUGGCCAUCCAGUGUAAGGCUGUGGAGCUGGAGCUGAGGAAAACAGAGGCUCAGAGAGACAACCUCAGAGCCUGCAACCUGGAGCUGCAGAAGGAGUUGGAGGAAUGUGAGCAAGAGUGGUGGAAGGAAGAAGCCAGGCACAUCUCUCGUGAAACUGCCCUGGAGAAAGAGGCCACUGAAAGAUGGGAAGAGUCUGUGACUCUUCGUCAGGAGGUGGAAUCUCUGAAGAAGAAAUUAGGAAUCAUGGAGAAGGAAAGGAAGGAUGUGCUGCAUGGACGGGCGUUGUACCAGCAGCAGAUGAGAGAUCUGGAAAGAAAGAAUGAAAUGCUUGGACUCAACAUUCAAAGUCAGCAGGAAAGAACGCAACAAUUGGGCAGUGAAAAGGAAACCAUGCAGGAAGAGUUGAAGCAUGGGGCUGCUGCUUUGAAGAAAGGAAGAGGGAACACUCUGAGUUCUGCAAUGACCAAGUUUAAAAUUGCCAAAGGGGCUCUGCAGAAACGCUUGGCCUUCCAGAAGGGAAAGAGUUGUAUCCAGCCAGGCACUGACAUUGACUUGCAUUCUCCUGCAUCGUCCCUGAAUUAUUCCAGAGAUGUUUCCCAUGGAGAGCAGGCUGUGGGAGCAGAAGAGGAGCAGCUGUUUUGUGGCUCAAGGACCAGCCUGGAAUUUAAGAAACUGCUUGCAUCAGCAGAGAAGGAGAAGAGAGAGAGGCCUGAAUUAUCCACUGUGCCCAGGAGAAGUGGUGAGCAGCAGGCUGUUGGAGCACAAGAGGAGCAGCUGUUUCGUGGCUCAAGGACCAGCCUGGAAUCUAAAAAACCGCUUGCAUCAGCAGAGGAGGAGAAGAGAGAGAGGCCUGAAUUAUCCACUGUGCCCAGGAGAAGUGGUGAGCAGGUGGGACCUGAAAGGAGAAGAACCCGAACUUUUAGGAGAGUGUUCCUCCCAGACUACUUCAUCUUGCCUGUCCAGGAGUCUGCCCAUCAAAAUCAGUCAACUUUUGAAAUAGAGGAGUCCUCCAGUAGCUCAGGGGAGUGGUAGCCCUCCUGCUGAUGCACAGCCUGUGGAGAAAGGGGUGUCCCCGCUGCAGUCACAGCUGGCCCAGGACCGACAGGACCACCUGGAGAGCUGUGCAGGGAGCAGGCAGGAGACACGAGGUGCAGAAGGGACCUCCUUGCUUCCUGAUCAUCUCAGAGAGGAGCCAGGCUGCAGCUGGAUGCAGUUUUAGACCUAGUCAAUAGUUUAUGUUUAAA
Serinus canaria (Common canary) is the source of this 1751-nucleotide messenger RNA. RefSeq names its product rootletin-like. The transcript has 8 exons. Bases 349 to 1539 code for a protein of 396 amino acids. NCBI's taxonomy places the organism in Eukaryota, Metazoa, Chordata, Aves, Passeriformes, Fringillidae. The record is from RefSeq and is a predicted model, not a curated record.